AAAAGCAACAAGCACACAUAGUUUCGGAGAGACGUGUAAGACUCAACAGUGUCGCCACUUGAAGACGGGCAGGGUUUUGAGAGGAGAGAGGAUGGCACGGCAAGGCGCAGCCUCCAUGUUCGCUACGGCUUUGCUCCUCGUGGUCUUUGCCAACAUCUCACCAAGCGUGGAGUCCGUCGGGGUGUCCUACGGCAUGAGCGGCGACAACCUGCCGCCGGCGAGCACCGUCGUCGGCAUGUACAAGGCCAACGGCAUCCCGCUGAUGCGGAUCUACGCGCCGGACCAGGCGGCCCUCCAGGCGGUGGGCGGCACGGGCAUCCGCGUCGUCGUCGGCGCGCCCAACGACGUGCUGUCCAGCCUCGCCGCCAGCCCCGCCGCGGCCGCCUCCUGGGUCCGCAACAACAUCGAGGCCUACCCGGACGUCACCUUCCGCUGCGUCUGCGUUGGCAACGAGGCGGAGGGCGGCGCGGCGCAGGACCUGGUCCCGGCCAUGGAGAACGUCCGCGCCGCGCUCGCCGCCGCCGGCCUGGACGGCAUCAAGGUCACCACGUCGGUGUCGCAGGCCAUCCUGGGCGGGUACAAGCCGCCCUCCGCCGCCGACUUCACCGCCGAGGCCCAGGGGUUCAUGGGCCCCGUCCUCGCCUUCCUGGCCCGCACCGGCGCGCCCCUCAUGGCCAGCGUCUACCCCUACUUCAUCUACGCCACCAACCCGUCCGCCAUGGACCUCAGCUACGCGCUCUUCACCGCCCCCGGCGCCGUCCUGCAGGACGGCACCUACGGGUACCAGAACCUCUUCGACGCCACCGUCGACUCCUUCUACGUGGCCAUGGGCAAGAACGGCGGCUCCGGGGUGACUCUGGUCGUGUCGGAGAGCGGGUGGCCGUCCGCCGGCGGCGUCGCGGCGUCGCAGGAGAACGCCGCCCUCUACAACCAGAACCUGAUCAACCACGUCGGCAGGGGGACGCCGCGCCACCCGGGCGCCAUCGAGACCAUCCUCUUCUCCAUGUUCAACGAGAACCUCAAGGAGAGCGGCGUGGAGCAGAACUGGGGGCUCUUCUACCCCAACACGCAGCGCGUCUACCCCAUCAGCUUCAACUGAUCGAAUUAAGAAGCUGGCUACUAGCUAGCUCUCGAUCCAGUACUCAUCUACAGCUCUACUCUACUCAUCGUACGUCCGUACGUCAAUAAGUAUAUACGCAUACGUAUGCAACAUUUAUACUUCUGCAUCGCAGGAGAUUGUGUAUUGGCGAUGGGAUUGCUUGGCGACCACACGGGGAGUCGGGGAGUAUCGAAUGCUACUCUCACUCUCGCAGAUGCAUGCAUACGCCGUGAGGCAUUCUUAAUUACGUCGACAGACCAAGCAUGGUCAAAUCGACUUGUGAUCAAUAACUGUGUACUACUGUCUCGGAUUAUAUAUAUUCAAUCGAAUUAAUUUUCAAAUUUA
Messenger RNA from Panicum virgatum (switchgrass), 1444 nucleotides. Its product is annotated as lichenase-2-like. The transcript is spliced from 2 exons. Lineage: Eukaryota; Viridiplantae; Streptophyta; Magnoliopsida; Poales; Poaceae. Gene Ontology annotation, molecular function: hydrolase activity, hydrolyzing O-glycosyl compounds. The coding region runs from base 92 to 1099 and encodes 335 amino acids. Gene Ontology annotation, cellular component: plasma membrane. The record is from RefSeq and is a predicted model, not a curated record. Gene Ontology annotation, biological process: carbohydrate metabolic process.